AUGAGUUUAUUAAACUUCAAUCCUGCUGUGAGGACUGAAAUAACGACGUAUGUAAAUCCAUUUAGUAAGGUAGUCCUCGGUCUAAAAAAGUAUUGGCUACUCUGGGUUUGGUUGUUCAAGAUCUCUACUAUCCUACAAGAGAAGAGAUUUUACAAUAGGGAGUGCAAUUUGAAGAUGUAGACUAUUACGUAGAAGCCAAAUUGUAGCAUAUGUGUGAAAGAGUGGAUCGAUUUUUAGAUCUAGCCAGAUAAGAAUACAAUAAUAAUUCUGAAGAACAUGAACGAAAUGUAACUUAUAAUCUAUGCUCUAGUCUCAAUCAAGCCAACUGUAAUUGAGUCAAUCUUUCAUGUAAAAGUAAGAACAGAUACUCAGAACGUUGCAAAACAAAUAGAAGAUCGAGAUUGAGAGAGAAAUAUAAACUGAAAUGAAGAUCGAAGAAAUGAAAAGGAAGAAUCAAAUUAAGGAAAAACGAAUAGAAGAGUUAAGGAAAAUUUAGGAGGAAGAGUUUCAUCAAAGAAUGCAAGAGAAGGAAGCGAAACUCAAAUUGAGAGAACAGAAACUCAAAUAGUCUAAAUUACAAGCAGAUAUGCAAAAUGAAACCAUCAUGCGUAAGUUCUAAGAGGAGGAACUAAAGAUCCAAUAAAAGCAAGCUAAAUAUGCUUUGUUAAAACAAAUGGAGAGGGAGGAAAGGGAAAGAGUCAUCAUGGAAAAAAUGAAUAGGAGAGCCCAAAGAAUGGCAGAACAAGAAUAAUAAGUGCAGCUUGAAAAUUAGAUGAGAAAACAGGAAUACAAUAAGAAAUUGUAAAAUAUGGAGCAAAUGCUGUUUGAGAAGUAGUAGUACAUUAAACAAUAAAACUAAUUAAAAGAGGAAAGAGCUAGAGAAAAAUAUUAGAAUGCUACAGCUUUAAAAUAAUUGGAGACCUAUUAAAUAGAACAAAGAAUCCAUUCCAAAGAAAAAGAUAUUCAAAUGAGAAGUACGAUGCAAGAAUUCAACAGACAACAAUUGCUAUAGUAAAAGAGAAGUCAGGAAUAACAAAAACAAUGUAUGAUGGAAUAGAAGAAACUAAUAAUCAAUCAAGAAUAAAAUAGAAGAAAUCAAGAGUAUUUUAGUUAGGAGAAGGAAAGGGAAUUGAAGAAAUCAAUGUUGGAUGAGCAAAGAAAAUAGAAGAGGGAAGAAUGUAGUCUUGUUUUACAAUCCCAUAUGGAGGAAGUUUAAAUGGUAUAUUAAUUGAUUCUAAAAUAUUAAUUAGAAAUAAAGAUACUUAGAUAAAUAAACUGAAUUGGAGAACCAAAGGAUUAUGGCGUAAAAAUAAUAAUAAUUUUUAAAUGCUGAAGAAUUGAGAUAAAGAAACAUCUAAAACAUGAAGAGGAAAUAUGUUUAAGAAUUAUUAAAAUUGGAAGAUGCCACCUAGAAUUAUUAAAUUCAAAAGAGAAAAGAAUAAUACAAAAAUGCCACUUUGUUAGAAGUAUGAUUCUGUGUAAAUUAUUUAGAGAUUCGAAGAAACCGAUAGAAGAUUAAAACAACAAUAGAGUGAAUAUUAAAAAUUACAAGAUACAAAAAAAUAGAUGGAAGUUUAAAUCUAAAAUGAAAAGUUGAGAAUUUUAGCAGUAUUAAAUACUAAAGUUAUUUAGAGGAAUUUGAUAAGAAGAAAAAGCAGUUAGGUGAAGAAAGAAGUAUUCAAUAGGUUAGCUAAAUUGUAAAGCCUAAUCCAACCGACAGAGUAUUAAUCAAUAAACCUAUUAAAACUAAAAGUGCAACUAGUUUUCACUUACCUCCAGCUAAAGAAUAAAAAGAUCAAAAAUUAAAUUCGGAAAAUAGAUCUACCAAUAACAAAAGUAAAAGAACUCUGGAUGAAAAAUCUAUGUCUACUACCUCUUAAAAGAAAAGACAUUACUUUAUUUCUGAAGAUACCAUGAAGGCUGUCUCAUUAUAUGCAAAUGGAGAAAUCCUGAAAUAAUUUUAGAUUGAAAUACGUCCCAAUAAAAAGAAGAGAUGA
Paramecium octaurelia is the source of this 1997-nucleotide messenger RNA. Lineage: Eukaryota; Ciliophora; Oligohymenophorea; Peniculida; Parameciidae. The record is from the annotation of a GenBank genome assembly.